AUGAGUGAAACACCUUCAACCAGUUACUCGGUGAAUCAGCCAAACUCUUCCGAGAGCGAACAAAGUUUAUCCACGCGCCAUUUCAACGUUACUGAACCUGUUGUGGCAAAACGCAUCUGUUUCUAUAAAAGUGGAGAUCCUCAGUUCAACGGGAUCAAAAUGGUCAUUAACAACCGAUCUUACAAAACGUUUGAUGCCUUGCUGGAUAGUUUAUCCAAGCGGGUCCCAUUACCUUUUGGAGUAAGGAAUAUUAGUACACCGAAAGGGAGACACAACAUCACCAAUUUGGAGGAGCUCGAAGAUGGAAAAUCUUAUAUUUGCUCCCACCAGAGGAAAAUGAAGCCCAUCAACCUGGAACAGGCCAGCAAAAAGCCACUGCCCUGGCAGAUCAGUAGGCCUGUCAGCGCUCAUGGAUCUGGCUAUAGAGAAAGCAAAAUUACAACUCCCAAAAAGAUGCUUGUUUUCAAAAAUGGGGAUGUAAGACUCAGGCGCACCAUCGUUCUGGGAAGGAAGAAUACCCAAACCUUUGAGGCCUUUCUGGAUUACAUGAGUGAGUUAAUGCAAUAUCCAGUCGUGAAGCUGUAUACCACCGAUGGCAGAAAGGUUCCUAAUCUUCAGGCCUUGAUAUUAUGCUCCGGAGCUGUAGUCGCAGCAGGGAGAGAGCCUUUUAAACCAAGCAAUUAUGAUUCUCUUGGGUAUUCUCGACCUGCUAAAUUGCUUGGAAUUGCAAAUCGUGUGUACCCAAAAGCAAAUGCCAAGUCAGAAAGUGAAAAUAUGAGAGCUGAAAUGGGCUCUAGCUCAAGAUCUCAGAUAUUUUCAGUUUCUUCUGAUAAAGGGUCCAGCAAUGAUAACAACUCAAAUUAUAACAACUCAGAUUCUUCCUAUGUUCCUGACAGUCAUAAUGGUACAGAAGGAAAUCAGUCAAUUACUGGUGAAGACUUAUCUGUGGCACAGUAUCAAGAAGACAUCGAGAAAUCCGUUCACCUUAAUCAAGAUGGCAGUAUCACAGUGGAAAUGAAAGUUCGAUUCAAAAUUAAAGAGGAAGAAACCAUUAAAUGGACAACGACCGUAAGUCGUGCUGGCCUUUCUGAUGACAAAAAUACCACCGUUUGCAAUUCCGCAAUGCGUGCUGAAGACUGCUUAUCCAACGUAAAUGUAUCAGAACGUAUAAAACCAAAAGAUGCUCCAUUUUUGAAGAGCUACAAUAAAGAAGAGGGAGCCUCAUUGCAGCAACUCAAUGCAGAAACGCCAGAAAAAGAUUCAGAGUCUGAUUUAAACACUGCUGUUUGUAAUAUAUGUAAGAAGAACAAUUCUGCAGAUCUAGAUGUGAGCAAUGUACCUGAGGAUAACAUCAGGCCUCACUUUUAUAGGCCUCCUACCCCUGGGCCGAGGCGUGUUAGGCAAAAGAAAGCAGUGGUUGAAAGUGUUACCUUGGUCUCUGAGAAAGAGGUUCAGGAGAAGACAAUAGGCCAGUUUUCCUACAGUGAGGAAACACAGAACGGAGAAAAUAAAUCUGAGUAUUGCAUGGUAGCUCAUUCAAGCAGAAAAAAAUCAAGUGUCAGUAAUCCAAAGUUUAGUGAGAGGAGCGACAAUGACUUAUUAAAGCUUUCUUCAGAGAAUAUAAAAGAAGAAAUGCUUUUUAAAGUAAGCCACAAAAGUAAUGAUUUAAUAGAAUCCACAAAUAAGAAGACAGUAGAAGUGCCUGGUGAGGAUGAAUUGGUACAGAAUACAGUAGAGAAAUCAGUUGUGAAACAAGAUUCAGUGCAUUCAGCCUGUCCUGGACAUAGCCAGAUGAAGAUGAUGGUACCUCCAUGUAGUAAAGCUCCUACGGAGGAAAUAAAUCCAGCAACUGGAUUCUUUCCUGCUGUUACUGAGGAUGAGAAUCAAAUCAGUGUCAGGACUGAACCUGUCACAGCAACACAUCUCACUGAUGACAACCAAUCUGUAUCUUCCCUCACCAAAAAGAAGAAGAAGAAGAGAAAAUUGUCUAACUUUGUAGAACAAGGUACAUCUGAAAAUCAAAAAGAUAAAGAAACUUCAGGGAUAAUUGAAAGUGAGGGAAUGCACAUCGCAAGCAAAACUAGACAGGAUUCCACAACAGAAGCUAUGGAUAAUUAUUCAGAAACGAUUCCGAAAAAAGGAAUGGAUUUUUUUGUAAAAAAAGAUGAGUUUGUCAAUUCAGGCAAAAGCGUAUGUCCUGAAGAUGAGUUCUGUCACCAGGAUUCAGUGGAACAAAACGGAUUAUCAUCUAAUAAAAAAGCACGAAGUAAUAACAACAAGUUAAAUAUGUCAGAGAGAGCCAUUACACUAGAGGCUCUAAAACAGGAGGAUUUCCAAGAGGAGGUUGUUGAGCAUUCACUUGAAAACUAUAUCCAAACUUGGCUGAAAAACUUGUUACCAAAAUCUGUCUUACCCCCUAUAAAUAAAGAAGAGAAUACAACAUUAAAGCCCAUUUGUGACUUGGGAACUUUAGAAGAAUCAGCCCAGGAUUCAAGUGAGAAACAAACUGACUCUUUGAUUCAUGUCAAUACAACUAUAGUAGAAGAAGCCAAGUAUUCACUAAAGUCAGAAUUCCAUCAUGAAGGCAAGCUACACUUGUUUCAUGAAACACAUGACAAUGAUAAAAAGGUAUUAGAAGUUGAUAUCCGAGAUACCAAUUUAUGUCAAAGAAAAAAAUCUGAAGUUGCUGUUCAAGUUGAUUGCACAAUUGUCAAUGAGAAAAUGGGAACUGAUAUUCAGAGUAAUUGCGUGUCUAGCAUGUUGCUGCAUGAGCUACAAUCGACUUUGCUUGGUCUCCAGAAAGAACAUAGUGGAUGUAUAGGAAAAGCUUGCGGCCUUUCAGAUCUUUCUCCUUCAGCUUUUGGUUCUUCCUCCAAUGUCCUCCUGGCUUGGCUACUCAUACUGAACCUGAGAGACAGUUUGAUUGGGACAAUCAAAGAUGAUAUGCAAAAAACUACCUGUAGCUGUUCUGAAAUAUUUACACAGUUACAAUUUCUGAAACAAACUACAGUCAUAGAAAAGGUUGAUGAACUAAAGGCUGCCUUCUCACAUUUUCAACAAUCAACAGAAAAUAACGGAUUAUACUUUGGAAGGGAACUCAAAAAACAGGACUCCACACAUUGCCAUGAGAAUAUGCCCAUACCUGAAAUUCAUAACGGUAUACAUUUGCAUGAAAACGAAAAAUCAGUUGAACCUUGUAUUCCAAAGGACAGUGUAAAUCCUGAAGAAGCUCUAAAAUUGACCGGUGAAUUAGAAAGCUGUUUGGAUAUACAGGAAGACCUUUGUAGAGAAACAGAGACCUCAGACUUGAGUGCUUCCAAAGCAGAUGGUCAAUAUGCCAAUACUAAUUCAAAUACCUGUAGCCUUGCAUCAGUUAUAGAGCCACCUGAAAGAAAUGAAAGAAUGCCUGAGAGCCUAUAUGAAAAAUAUCAAGGUGAAAACAGAGAUACAUCAUUCAGUAAUGAAGAGUCAGAAACUUCACUAGAACCUAACUCCACAGUUCAUAGUGUAACUUCUAAUGAUAAAAAUCAUAUUUUGGAUCAGGAUACUUCUGAAUUGGAAGGUGAACAAGAUAUACAUGUUACUACUGAUAAAAAUGAAGAUGAGAAAGUUGUUCCAAAGUCAGCAGGUAAUGACAAAAACCCAAAUAACCAACUUAAACUAGCUGCUGAAACCUCUGUAGAAUAUAAUAAUGAGGAUUAUUCUGUACAGGAAGACAAGGAAGAUGCAGAAACCUGUGAGGAAACCUCUGAAAGGUUAUCUACAGUCUCUCCAUUGUCAUUUUGUUAUGAAUCAAAGCAAAUUACAGAAUGUGAUAUGAGUGAAGGAGAACAGAAAAUGCAAAUAGAAGAAGUGGAGAACAAAAUGUGUUCAGACAAUUCUCCAUUAAAAAAAUGCUUAAAAAGUCCUGCUACUUCAGACUGGUCUGAUUACAGACCAGAUACUGAAGAGAGUGAUCAUGAAUUUAGAACAUCCAGUGAUUUGACCAAUGAAAGUGGGGAGGAAGCAAUACUUGAAAAACAUUAUAAUACUGGUUAUGUAAAAAGAACUAUUGAGCGACUUUAUGGCAAGACGGAAGCUUCAUUUAAGCCUGACUUUCACAAAGGAUUUCCUUAUGUGCCGAAAGUGUUUCAAAAGGAUACUGAAGAAUUCCUCUCUACAGUGAUGGAAAAAACCAUUUAUUUUUCUCAAGGACCUAGGUCGUGUUCUGCAGAGAAAUCGUCACCUUCUUCACUACCAUCACAAGAAUUUCCAGUAAACAUAAACAAAGACAACACUAUAUCAAGAAGAGAAAAUACUUCUUUGCUAACACCACAAACUAUUCUUAACAGAGAAGAGACAGAUUAUACUAAUGACCAUUCAGGGGAAUCGCAACAGCAACAUUGUCAACCUAGCAUAAGAGCUAAUGAAGAUGAAGGAAUAUUGAUAGAUAAAGGCAAAUGGCUUCUCAAAGAAAAUCAUUUGAUAAGAAGAUCACCACCUGAACGGCUUGUAAUGUAUGGUAAUAUGGAUACAACAUCAACAGACACAGCCCUUGACAGUGAUGAUGUUCCAUACUCGCACUUUGGCAAUCUGAAUCAGUACCCAGACCUCAAAGAAAUCUCUUCUUCAGAACUUGAAGACAUGGCUAAACCUCCAGAAAACUUUUGCAACUACUUCAAUAUGCCUCGUAAUAGUGAUUCAGACCCCUUUCAGGAUGACUUAAGUAUAAAAAGCCAACCUAGCCGCAAUGGUAAGGUCGCUUUCCUUCCUCCAGCAAACAAAGAAAAGAUCAAACCAUCAGUAGUGGCAGGUUCUACUUCCACACAUCUUUCCACACAGGCUGAUACCAAUUUUUCAGCCUUUACAUCUGUAGAAUUUAGAUUGCCUGAUAACAAGGUGCAUCCAUUGGAACAGCCUUUAAAUGAUGAACCCACACAGCCUCAGCCAACUGAUGUCAGUAACCCUAACAGAAGUGCUCUUCAGGAAGAAGAUUCCUUGGAUAAACUCCAUGCUAUAUGUGGCCAACAUUGUCCAAUACUGAUGGUGACAGUAACACCUAUUAAUGAGGAACAGAGAGGAUAUGCCUACCGAAAGGCAUCUGAUAUUGAGAACCAGCUGGGUCCACAUUUCUUGGCCAAAAAGAGUGAACAUUUACAAUGGUCAGGCAAAGAUUUAAUAAGAGAUGAAAAUAAUCAUGUGACUCCGAAGAGUAACUGUAUCACUAGGAAAUGGAAGGUGUCAGUCUUCACCAGCGAUAUACCAUCUGCAGGAACAAGCUCAAAGGUUUAUAUUACAUUAUAUGGGGAUCACAGCAGUUCGGGGCCUAUUUUUCUUGAUGGAGAGGACGGAAAAUUAUUUCAGAGAGGCAAUGAAGACAUCUUCACAAUCUCAGCUAACUCUGGUCUGCCUUCGCUGCUCUGUCUCUUUAUUGUUUAUAACACUGAGUGCAGGGAAGCUCAUGAUACAGGGAACUUGGUUCACACCCACCUCUACAACGUAGAUGAAAACAAAUUCUACAGAAACCAAUAG
Messenger RNA from Pterocles gutturalis (yellow-throated sandgrouse), 5511 nucleotides. It is a transcript of the gene RP1, whose product is annotated as retinitis pigmentosa 1 (autosomal dominant). Gene Ontology annotation, biological process: axoneme assembly; retina development in camera-type eye; photoreceptor cell development. The record is from RefSeq and is a predicted model, not a curated record. The transcript is spliced from 9 exons. NCBI's taxonomy places the organism in Eukaryota, Metazoa, Chordata, Aves, Pterocliformes, Pteroclidae. Bases 1 to 5511 code for a protein of 1836 amino acids. Gene Ontology annotation, molecular function: protein binding. Gene Ontology annotation, cellular component: axoneme.